Planococcus citri (citrus mealybug) is the source of this 2172-nucleotide messenger RNA. RefSeq names its product lysophospholipase D GDPD1-like. Gene Ontology annotation, biological process: glycerophospholipid catabolic process. Lineage: Eukaryota; Metazoa; Arthropoda; Insecta; Hemiptera; Pseudococcidae. The record is from RefSeq and is a predicted model, not a curated record. Gene Ontology annotation, cellular component: endoplasmic reticulum membrane. Gene Ontology annotation, molecular function: phosphatidylcholine lysophospholipase A1 activity; phosphoric diester hydrolase activity. The transcript is spliced from 7 exons. The coding region runs from base 313 to 1305 and encodes 330 amino acids.
GUAAAUUACCAGAAAUUACCGCAACUUUCGUGUUUCGUUCUGUUCGAACCGUCGAACGGAGCUUUUUUCAUGCUACGACAUGCGCAAAACGUGUUUUCACUUGUCAACAAACAAAUGGUUAUCACUGAUAACCACCGUACUUGCGAGUUUUCUAAACGAUCAAUUUAUUGAAAUUUUUUUCACCAUUUUCGGAAAUCGGAACACCGUUUCUUUGAAAAAUUUUCGACUUAUGUACGAGGAUAAUCUGUCAACGAGAUUAUAUAUUUUGCGAAAUUUUAAUGGUUAAAUUUGUGUGCGAGUUCGUUUAUCAGAAUGAUAAACGAAAUACCGACGAUUUUGACUAUCGUAGGAGGGUACAUACUUACUUCUGCGUUUUUCUUCAGGUAUCCAACAUUAAUUCAUAGAAAGAAGUCGAUCAAGUUCAUCGCCAAACAUAUCAGUCAUCGAGGAGGUGCUGGAGAAUACUAUGAAAACACGAUCACAGCAUGCAAAAGAGCUCAAGAAUUAGGAACCGAUAUGUUGGAAAUAGACUGCCAUAUUACUAAGGAUAAACAAGUAGUGGUAUUUCACGACAGUAAUCUUCGAAGAUUAACUGGAAUCGAUAGUAAUGUUUCGGACUUGAAUUAUAACGAAUUACCAUUGCUAAAGAGCGUCGUAUCGGUGGAUUUUGUGCCAGGAUAUUAUUAUAAAAAUGAAAAUUCGAAUAUGGCCGAUCGAAGAAUACCAUUGUUAGAAGAAAUGUUCAAAAUGUUUGUCAACGUACCUAUGAAUAUUGAUAUAAAAACCGACGACGAUGAGUUGAUUUGUGAAGUAUCGAAACUCAUCACACGUUAUAACAGAGAAAAUUAUUGUGUAUGGGGAAACGCGAACUGUAUAGUGAAUGAUAAAUGUUUUGAAGCUAAUCCAAAAGUGAACUUAUUUUUUUCGAAGAAAAGAGUGUUUAUGCUUUUCUUAUACUAUUAUUCGGGAUUACUGCCAUUUAUGCCAAUCAAAGAAACUCAUUUAGAAAUAUUUUUACCUUCCAUUUAUACAAAUCAUCCAGAUUAUCAAAAAUUUGGAGUUAUUUCCAAAUUAAUGUUACAAUUUUUUGAUUACCUCAUGAUUAGAAAAUCACUUUUUUUACAUCUAAGAAGAAGAGGCAUCCAAGUCUACGUGUGGGUUUUAAACGAGGAAAAAGAGUUCGAAAAAGCGUUCAAAGCUGGUGCCACGGGUGUUAUGACAGAUUUCCCGACGAAAUUAUCGACUUUCAUGAGAGAAAACGAAAUACUCAUUCAAGAAGCUCAAAGUCUAUGUGAAACCUUGUAGAUGCGUUCUAAAAAAAAAUUAUUUCAAGUUUUAAGUCAACAAUUAUUAUUAUUUCGAGCUGAAUAUUUUUUCAAGAAAGUAGGUGGAUCUAGAUACCAUAUUUUGAAUGGAAAUUAUCUAAUCGAUAGUUUUCGAAUAAUGUGAAUGUACAAGGUGUUCGAAAAGUCGUGUUCGGUUUCUGUAUUUCAAGUGGAUGUCAUUGAUGUUGCCUAUCGUUGAAUUUGCAGGUACAAAAUAUCUAAAAAAUGCGUUUCGAAAUAAGGUUUCGUGAUUGGAUUACUGAUUGCAAUUUUUUCUGGUUUCUAAAUGGUAUUACUCCUUCGAAUUCAGAGAUAGACAACAUGUUCAUUUCAUUUUUUCAGAUUAAAUAAUCUCAUGUAUCAAUCACGGUACUUCUCGAACACCUUGUAUGUGUAACUAGUCAUUAAAUUAUAUUAAUUGUACGCAAAUUUAUAGAGGAUGUGUAAAAUUUGUUGUUUUAUUGAUAUAUUUACCGUAGGUAUUAUCUAUUUUUAAAUUACGUUCGUUCUAACUCGCGAUUUAAUUCAUCAGUGGAUCCCCAUACCUCGCUUUUUGCAGUUUCACUGUACGCACAAUAUAAGAAUACCUAAUGCUAUUUCUGUAAGAAUUUCGUCUUAAAAAAAAAAUUUCGAAUAACUUGAAAACCCGAGUCAAUUAAAAAAAUUAAAAUACUGCGACUAUUUCAAAGUUAACUCAAACUUUAUACGCUUAAUUUUUCAUUUAUUUUUACUUUUUAGUACCUCUAACUUAUUAUUACGUUUUCGAUAUAUAGGUACUUUGAAAAUGAUCAAAUAUGUAUACUCAUGUAAAGAUAUAUUAAAUAAAUAGUACGUUCGUCGUUGAUAA